AGGGUCAGGACCUCCCCUCAACAGGUCAAAUCAAAACAGGAUCAAAAAGCAGAAAAAAUAUAUUUUGCAAAAUUGUUUUCUUUUUCAGGCUCUAAUCCUUGCUUUUUAAAAUGAUGUAAUACAGGUGGAUAUCACAAAUCACUGAUUCAAAUCAUUCAUAGGUUCCUUGUCGAUAACUGUCACUUUUCUUAAUGCAAUGCCAUCACAUCCCUGUUCAAACAUGCCAGUAAGGCUGUAUCUGAACUGAGCAUAGCCUAUUUUAUAACAGAUCUGUGGAACUAUUUGGGAGACCAGGCUGUACAAUGAUUAUCAAGGGAGAUUGUGGCAACGUCAGUCUACUGGAUGUACAGUGGUUUAAGAUAAUACUCCACCUUUCUUGGGGGCUACAAGAACGGAUGUGUUUUCUUUGUUCCUUGAGAUUUUGACCUGUCAUAGAAGGAAACACUCAGGUGUUAUUAAUAACAUUAACACGGGCUCUGUUAUAUAAGUAAGCUGUGACAGUGAACUAACAUGUAUAAUACCAGGACCCUGAAACUGAAGCAUCUACUGUAAAUAGAUGUUAGCCCUCGUUAAUUUCAUUGUUUACACCUGUGCUUUUCCUGCCGUUACAUGACAAUAUAUCUUCUGUGAAAAAAGGCCUAUUAAGGUUUGGUGCACCAGCAUGAGGUGAAGAUGACACAAUCCGCAAAAGCCACGCAUAGUUGAGAUUUAUGCUUUAUCAGAGUUACGUUAAAACAAUGUUUUACUCUUUCUAGAGAAAAAUUUAAACUCUAGGACUCACGGGUAAAUUUUGCAAAUAUCUAAGAGUAAACCUAGAAGAGCACAGCAGAUUCCCCUCAAAACACACUUCCAAAAGGUAGCAUCAUGGGCAGGAAGUGAAGUGGCAGUCCUCAGUGAGGUGAGGACCGUGCCUGCAUGGACUGAUACAUCAAUUAACCAACUUCAGCACUGGUUAAACCUGAGUAUCAAACCCUUAACCUAUAGGUCCUGAGUGGCCUGAUAGCAGUUACAGUAGAUUCCUACAGAACUCAGUUUAACAGGAAAACCCGUCUAUAGAAACUUCUCUCUUCACUGCUGAAGUAAUCCAAUCCUCCUCUGUUCAUCCAUAUGUUCACUAUGUUCCAAAUACUCCCAUGUUAGCCAAAAUAUGACUAAAUACAGAGCUUUUAUUUGUGCUAGCAGCAAGUAGGCUAGCAGUUUGUAGUGCAUGCUUGAUAACAGCUAACCGUGCUUUGUAUUGAGCCAUAUUUCAUUGAAAAUAUGUUCCUAAUCUACUGGGUAUAUGAAUGGACAUAUGAAAGUUGUAUUAUACUGCAGGAGUGAUUUGACAGGUUUCUAUGGACAAACGUAGUUACACCUUGUUUCCCGCCUGAAAGUGAGUUGCCAUUUGAAACCAUUGUAACGGUCGUGAAUCUGCCUCUCCAGAGAGCACAAAACUUUCCACUCUCACCUUUCACAGCGGUGCGCUCAGCCACGUUUGGCUCCUGGAGGAUGCUCACCCUGGGGACAGAGUACGAAGAUACCUGGGCUCCGUCACCUGACAGGAAGCGUCCUCCCGGGCAGCGGGUGGGGGAGGGGGAGCCAGGGUCCGCGGAGGGAACACACACCUCCACCGGCGACCCGGAGGAGCAGCCAUGGAGAGCCCGUAACACCGACACCGGGCAGAAGUUUGACGAAGUUUUACACCUGGACGGAGCGAGCAGGGCGGGGAGGAGAGAUGGUGUGCGUCACAUUGUCAAAAAGCACCAGACCCUGAACAACACGCUGUGGCCCCGCAGAAUGGCUCGCUUCGCAGAAGAUCUACCCACCCGCUAUGGAGGAGGCGCAGGCGGCGGAGGGAGAGGUGCACCGGGCGCUGGGAGAGGGGGAGCCCGGGGUGGUGGCGCUCCGGGUGGCCAGAGGAUGUACAAGCAGUCGAUGGCCCAGAGAGCCCGGACAAUGGCCAUUUACAACCCGAACCCUGUCAAACAAAACUGCUUCACUGUCAACCGCUCCCUCUUCAUCUUCCGCGAGGACAAUCUCAUCAGGAAGUAUGCAAAGCGAAUAACAGAGUGGCCUCCAUUUGAAUACAUGAUCCUGGCUACAAUUAUCGCCAACUGCAUCGUCUUGGCCCUGGAGCAGCAUCUACCCGCCAGCGACAAGACACCCAUGUCAGAACGCCUGGACGACACAGAGCCCUACUUUAUUGGAAUAUUCUGUUUUGAGGCUGCCAUUAAGAUCAUCGCCCUGGGCUUUGCAUUUCACAAAGGCUCCUACCUCCGCAAUGGCUGGAAUGUAAUGGACUUCGUGGUCGUCCUCACGGGAAUCCUGGCCACGGUGGGUUCAGACUUUGACCUGCGAACACUGCGGGCGGUGAGAGUGCUGAGACCCCUCAAACUCGUGUCAGGAAUCCCCAGCCUCCAGGUGGUGUUGAAGUCCAUAAUGAAAGCCAUGGUUCCUCUGCUUCAGAUCGGCCUGCUGCUUUUCUUCGCCAUUGUCAUGUUUGCCAUCAUCGGGGUGGAGUUUUACAUGGGCAAAUUCCACACCACCUGCUUCAAGAUCAACACUGGUGAGAGAGCAGCAGACUGGCCUUGUGGUCUUGAGCCCCCCGCCAGGACGUGUCCUAACGGUACCGAGUGCAAAGGGUACUGGACUGGGCCCAACUUCGGUAUCACAAACUUCGACAACAUCCUAUUUGCAGUGCUUACUGUGUUCCAGUGCAUCACCAUGGAGGGCUGGGUGGACAUCCUCUACAGCACUAAUGAUGUGGUAGGAAACACCUGGAACUGGCUCUACUUUAUCCCUCUCAUCAUCAUCGGCUCCUUCUUCAUGCUCAACCUGGUGCUCGGUGUCUUAUCAGGAGAAUUUGCCAAAGAGAGAGAACGUGUAGAGAAGAGGCAAGAGUUCCUGAAGCUUCGGAGGCAGCAGCAGAUCGAGAGAGAGCUCACUGGAUACCUGGAGUGGAUCUGCAAAGCAGAGGAGGUGUUGCUGGAGGAGGAGGAUGAGAUUGCAGAGGAGAAGUCCCCGCUGGACGGUGCGUGGUACAAGAGGAAACAAAACCUUCCAGUCCUGAAACGAGGCAAAGCCAAGAAGGGUAAAAACGACCUGAUCGGUGCUGAGGAAGGAGAGGAUCCUUUCGCAGACAUCUCCUCUGUUGCUCCUCCCGGCUCUCCGUUCGGUCGGGCCAGCGUGAAGAGCAGCAGCAAGAUGGACAGCUCCUCUUACUUCCGGCGUAAAGAGAAGAGGACCCGGUUCUUCAUCCGCCGUAUGGUGAAAGCUCAGAGCUUCUACUGGAUCGUUUUGUGUCUGGUGGGCCUCAACACACUGUGUGUAGCCAUAGUCCACUACGACCAACCUGAGUGGCUUACAAGAGCCCUCUACACAGCAGAGUUUGUGUUCUUGGGUUUGUUUCUGUCUGAGAUGACUUUGAAGAUGUACGGCCUUGGAGCGAGGAAUUAUUUCCACUCCUCCUUUAACUGCUUUGAUUUUGGGGUAAUUGUUGGAAGUAUUUUUGAGGUGAUCUGGGACAUGAUUAAACCAGGAGCGUCGUUUGGUAUCAGCGUGUUGAGAGCCCUGCGACUGCUCAGGAUAUUUAAAGUCACCAAAUAUUGGAACUCUUUGAGGAACCUCGUGGUGUCCCUUCUCAAUUCCAUGAAGUCCAUCAUCAGCUUGCUCUUCCUCCUCUUCCUCUUCAUCGUGGUCUUUGCUCUGCUGGGCAUGCAGCUCUUCGGAGGACAGUUUAACUUUGAAGAUGAGACACCAACAACAAACUUUGAUACCUUCCCAGCAGCCAUCCUCACUGUGUUCCAGAUUCUAACUGGCGAGGACUGGAACGCCGUGAUGUACCACGGGAUCGAGUCUCAAGGAGGUGUUCGCCGUGGCAUGUUCUCCUCCGUCUACUUCAUUGUCCUCACGCUCUUUGGAAACUACACCCUCCUGAAUGUCUUCUUGGCUAUCGCUGUCGAUAACCUCGCAAAUGCACAGGAGCUGACUAAGGAUGAAGAAGAGCAGGAGGAGGCAGCCAAUAAGAAGCUUGCCCUGCAGAAGGCUUUGGAGGUGAAGGAAGUCAGCCCGAUGUCAGCGGCCAACAUCUCGAUCGCUGCUUUUGUAAAGCAAAAUCGAGAUGCACUCUCUCGCAGGUCGUCCAUCAACAGCGUUCAGUCACCUAAGGAGCAGCAGCGUGCAGCAAAGACCAUGUCAGUGUGGGAGCAGAGGACCAACCAGCUGAGGAGACAUAACAUAAGGGCGAGCAGCGAGGCCUUGUUUAACGAGCUCGACCCUGAGGAGCGCCUCCGGGUGUCAUCCGCCCUCCACCUGCAUCCUGACAUGAAGACUCACCUGGACCGGCCGCUCGUGGUAGAAGCCAGGAAUGGUGACAAACCCAGCAGGCCUCACGAAGGAGAACAGGAGGAAGCCGGGGACACCCGGCAAGACGGUGUGGGAGACAACUUCCACACGCACUCCAGGAAGCAUCACCGCCACCGAGACAGGAACGGGGAGAGCAGAGAAGGAGGCGACGGCCGAGGAGGGAGGCACCACACCCAUCACAGCCGGAGCAGAGACCACAACAACGAAGGUGCCCAGACGAAAGAGAGGAGAGGGGAGAGGAGCCGCGAUGGAGGGCAGGGACACAGGCACCACCACCAGGCCGGCUCCCCUGAAGAGGAGGCCAAUGACAUACGAGGAGGAGUAGGAAUGGAAGAAAGGGGACAUCGCCACCACCAUUCCCAUCGUCCACCAAAAGAGGGAAAUGGGAUGUUAGCGAACGGUGCGCAGGGAGAGCGCAGGGGGAGGGGGGGAGGAGGGGAUAGUAAUGGAGAGAGGAAGGGACGCUGCUCUCGUAUGGUUAGAGCUCAGUCUACGCUAGACGGAGAGGACUGUAAACGGAACAAGAAUGGAGCCAAAGUUCACAGGGACAGGCAGCCAGAUGCUGAGGAGGACGGCCUCGCCUCCAGUCCUCUGCAAACAAUGCGGAGUAGCCUGAGUCUUGGAGAAAAGCAAGAGGACGCUGACAACCAGAAGAACUCCACCAGAGCCAGCCAGGCUGGCCUCAACAGCAACGCCAUCCACAUCCCUGUCACCAUCACUGCCCCGCCCGGAGAAACCACCAUCAUACCCAUGAACAACAUCGACUGUGAUAACUUCCGACUGAGUGAGGAGAAAAAAGAUCUAGAGGAGGAGGAGGCGGCUAAUGGGCCUCGGCAGAUCCUUCCCUACAGCUCCAUGUUCAUCUUUGGGCAAACAAACCCGGUGCGGCGGCUGUGUCACUACGUGGUCAACCUACGCUACUUUGAAAUGUGCAUCCUGAUGGUCAUUACCAUGAGCAGCAUCGCUCUGGCAGCCGAGGACCCUGUGCAAGCGAACGCACCGCGCAACAACGUUCUCAAGUAUCUGGAUUAUGUAUUUACUGGAGUCUUCACUUUUGAGAUGGUGAUUAAGAUGAUUGAUUUGGGACUGCUCCUCCACCCUGGCUCUUAUUUUCGGGACCUGUGGAACAUUCUGGACUUCAUUGUGGUCAGUGGAGCUCUGGUGGCCUUUGCCUGCUCAGGGACGAAAGGCAAGGACAUAAACACCAUUAAGUCCCUGAGGGUCCUCCGAGUCCUGCGGCCACUCAAGACCAUUAAACGGCUGCCCAAGCUGAAGGCUGUAUUCGACUGUGUUGUAAACUCUCUGAAGAACGUUCUCAACAUCCUUAUCGUCUACAUCCUCUUCAUGUUUAUCUUCGCCGUUAUCGCCGUGCAGCUCUUUAAGGGCAAAUUCUUCUACUGCACUGAUGAGUCCAAGGGUCUAGAGAAAGACUGCAGGGGUCAGUUUCUGGACUAUGACAGGGAUGAUGUGGCAGCUCAGCCCAGAGAGUGGAAGAAGUACGAGUUCCACUAUGACAAUGUUCUCUGGGCUUUCCUAACGUUAUUCACUGUGUCCACCGGAGAGGGCUGGCCAGUGGUCCUGAAGCACUCAGUGGAUGCCACCUAUGAGGACCAGGGUCCCAGCCCAGGCUUCCGCAUGGAGACAUCGAUCUUCUACGUGGUGUAUUUUGUGGUGUUCCCUUUCUUCUUUGUGAACAUAUUCGUGGCUUUGAUCAUCAUCACCUUCCAGGAGCAGGGAGACAAGGCCAUGUCUGAGUGUAGCCUGGAGAAGAAUGAGAGGGCUUGCAUUGACUUUGCCAUCAACGCCAAGCCGCUGACCAGAUACAUGCCAGAGAACAAGCAGUCCUUCCAGUACAAGAUGUGGAAAUUUGUGGUGUCCCCUCCGUUCGAGUACGCCAUCAUGACUUUAAUUGCCCUCAACACGGUUGUGCUGAUGAUGAAGUUUUACGGAGCUCCGGAACUGUACGAGUCCAUGCUGAAAUAUCUAAACAUCGUCUUCACAGCCCUCUUCACACUGGAGUGCAUCCUCAAGAUUAUUGCCUUCGGUCCACUGAACUACCUGAAAGCAGCCUGGAACGUGUUUGACUUUGUGACUGUGCUUGGAAGCAUAACAGACAUCUUGGUCACAGAGAUUAAGGACAAGUUGGUAAAUCUAAGUUUCCUGAGGCUGUUCAGAGCAGCUCGACUUAUCAAACUGCUUCGGCAGGGCUACACCAUCCGCAUCCUGCUAUGGACCUUCGUUCAGUCCUUCAAGGCCCUGCCGUAUGUUUGCCUGCUCAUCGCCAUGUUGUUCUUCAUCUAUGCCAUCAUUGGAAUGCAGGUGUUUGGUAACAUCGAGCUGAAUGAAGAGACUGCCAUCAAUCACCACAACAACUUCCAGACCUUUUUCCAGGCUUUGACCCUCCUCUUCAGGAGUGCGACAGGCGAGGCGUGGCACGAGAUCAUGUUAUCAUGUCUCAGUAACCGGCCGUGUGAUAAGCUCUCAGGAACAGUGGGGAAGGAGUGUGGGAGUGACUUCGCCUACUUCUACUUUGUCUCUUUCAUCUUCCUCUGCUCCUUCCUGAUGCUGAACCUAUUUGUCGCUGUCAUCAUGGACAACUUUGAGUACCUGACCAGGGAUGCCUCCAUCCUGGGGCCUCAUCACCUUGAUGAAUUCAUCCGUGUGUGGGCGGAGUAUGACCCUGCGGCCUGCGGCCGUAUGGCUUACCGUGAUAUGUACGAGAUGCUUCGUGACAUGUCCCCUCCACUAGGUUUGGGAAAGAAAUGUCCGCCUCGAGUCGCCUAUAAGCGAUUGGUUAAGAUGAACAUGCCCAUUGCCGAUGACAACACGGUGCAUUUCACCUCCACGCUGAUGGCCCUGAUUCGCACAGCCCUGGAGAUCAAACUGGCGUCUGGGGUCCUGGCGCAGCAUUUAUGCGAUGUUGACCUGAAGAGGGAGAUAAACCGAGUCUGGCCCAACCUGUCGCAGAAGACUGUCGACCUGCUGGUGACACCACAUAAAUACAAUGAGCUGACUGUGGGGAAAGUCUACGCAGCUCUAAUGAUCUUUGACUACUAUAAGCAGAAUCGUGCCAAGAGGCUCCAGCAGCAGAAUCCUUCAGGAGCAACUCAGAGUAAACUGGGGGCAUUGUUCCGUCCCGUGCUGCCCCUCACUCACAUACAGGAAGUGGAACCGCCAUUCUCCAGCCCCAAACAGCCCCUGACACCCCAACCUGAGCCAGAGGCUAAGUCAGAGGCCCAGCCCACAACCACCGCCACACUGGUUAACAGGGACGCAUUACUUAACCAGAGGAGUGCCAUAAAACAUUCCCAGUCUGGAGAUGUUUCUCAGGCAGCACUGAGGCCCAAAGCCCGCAGGAAACUACAGAGAGGCCAAUCAGAGGAUGUGCCAUAUUCCACCAGACCUCAGGAAUUGGUUGAGAUGAAGAAGGUGGAGGAUGUCUCAGACACAGAGGGACAUCCUGGCCUAGAAGGCCACUGCAGAGCAGCGUCUCUGCCCCGACUGAAUGCUGAGUACUACCCGAUUGUCGACCUCAGUCCGAUAAGACGCUCAGCAUCCUCGCUGACGCCGCAGCACCACCAGGAGGUCGGACUGAGGGAUUAUGACCUGGAACGGCCCGGACUGGCCCAGUCCUCCACUGGGCCAGGGCAUGUCCAGGGCCAGGACAGAGCCCACCACCAUCACCACCACCACCGCUGCCAUCGACGCAGGGACAAGGACAAAGACAAGAAGCAGAAGUCCCUGGACAGAGCUGCAUCAAUGCAGCCGUCCAGCACUGUUGGCUCAUUUACCGACCCUUCAGCUGAAGGUUUGUCCAGAGAGCGAGCGAGGGAGCGGGACCGCAGCCGGCCUCAUGAAAGGAGGCACCACUCCUCAGCAGGAGAGAAGCAGCGCUACUACUCCUGUGAGCGUUACGGCAGCAGGGAGCAGUGCCAUGCCAAAUCAGCCGGUCCCAGUCGAUCCACGUCCCCAGGAGAGGGACAGGACGCUGGUUUCCUCAAACAGCAUGGCAGCAGUGCGGUUAAAGCUGUCCCCAUGACGUUGCCGUCUGGUUCGAGCACGCCCGGCCGUGGUCGCAGGCAGCUCCCUCAGACACCCCUCACCCCUCGCCCUGCUGUGGCCUACAAGACCGCCAACUCCUCGCCUCUCCCGUCCGGUGGCAGUAACACCACGACGGGGCACCAGACUCGUUUCAGCCGUGGCCUUUCAGAGCACGAGCGCUUACUCGGGUGCUAUGACGAGUCCCCGAUACCAGUCACCCGCAUCGGUUCAGACCCUAAUUUAAACCGGCAGCCGAAGGACACUUCUCAGCAGGCCCUCCUUGAAGAGGCAGAGGACUUUCAGGACGCUGUGAGCAGCCACGGAGGAGCACGCCCCGCCAGAACAACCUCCACUACGGCCUCAGCUUCACAUGGAACUGCUGCUGCGCCCGUCACAGCGCCCGCGACGCAGGGACGGGCGGGGGUGGUGCCUAACGGGUACCACUUCACCCUUGGGGUCAACUCUGCGUCUGGGAGCAGAGGAACAGGAAGUCUCAGGGAGAGGGAGGAAGAGGACUGGUGCUAACAUGGCAGGAAACCUUGGAACGGGUUUGAUGUUAGCUGUUGACGGGGCAGCUUGUCAGAGAUGUACAGCGAGCUGGUAGGAAGCCAGCAGGUAAAUACAGAAGGCAAGAUAUUUAGGAAGAAGCCAGUGGGAAGUGCUGUAAAAGGGGAUCAGAAAUCAUUCCAGCUUUGUUGUGUUACUCUCCUUUUUUAUACAACAAACUCUUUAAGGAAAAAAGACACUAAUGACUUUUUCUACCCCCUUUACUUGCACUGAAAUUAUAGCACAUUUGAAGACCCUUAAGUAUUUUGCCUUGGCCAGUAAAAUCAGUGUUGGAGCAGAAGACAAAAGAAAAUGUCGUUCUUUGAGUGAAACGAUGAACUGUUUAAGACCCAUCUGAAUGCCUCAUCCCUGGUAUUAAUGGCUACUCACAACACUGGAUUUAGUUUUUUAUUUAUUUAUUUUUUAUGAUCAAUUGUGUUUAUUUUUGCCAUUCAAGUGAGACAAGAGUUUCAACUUGAUCAUAUUGAUGCUACCACCAAAUGAUUUUCUUCUCUUUAGGGUUAUCGCCAAAUUCUGACCAGAACAGAUAUUAGGAAAACGAUUUAAUUUAGUUCUUAAACUCUUCUGCCACUACACCUAACGAACACAGUGAGUAAUGUGACAAACUGUCGCUUUAGAAAACAAUAAAAACGACGCGAUGAGUCGGAGUGGGAGUAAAGCCGAGUUUUCAUGAUCACGUUUUUGUAAAUUGUACCAGAUGUAAAUUUUUUGAGUGCACAUAGGGACUAGAUCAACUGUUUUCUGACGUUAUGUGGCUGAAUACUAAGUGCCUCGUUUUCCAAGAUGUAUUAAGAUGCAGCCUGGCUUUGGGUCGGAGGGACUCGAACAUGCAGUAGAGGAUGUAA
Molecule: messenger RNA, 9800 nt
Organism: Thunnus maccoyii (southern bluefin tuna)
Lineage: Eukaryota; Metazoa; Chordata; Actinopteri; Scombriformes; Scombridae
Gene: cacna1bb
Product: calcium channel, voltage-dependent, N type, alpha 1B subunit, b
Exons: 49
Coding region: 1492-8913 (2473 amino acids)
Biological process (GO): calcium ion import across plasma membrane; chemical synaptic transmission
Cellular component (GO): membrane; neuronal cell body; voltage-gated calcium channel complex
Molecular function (GO): high voltage-gated calcium channel activity
Source: RefSeq, a predicted model, not a curated record